AUGAAAAGGUCGCACGCAGAGCCCAGAGGCCAGCACUGUGAAGGUGACCCUGGUCCGCAGGAGGGCGACGGCCCCCGGGAAGACGAUGGCUGGCGGCCCCCUCCCCCAGGCCCGCGUCCNGCUUUCGUGCUCGACACCGACGCCUCGGUCAGCAACGGGGCCACCUUCCUGGGCUCUCCCCCCGUGCGCCGGGGCCGGGACUGCGUGCGCGCCUGCUGCACCACCCAGAGCUGCAACCUGGCGCUGGUGGAGCUGCAGCCGGCCGGCGGGGAGGACGCCGUCGCCGCCUGCUUUCUCAUCAACUGCCUCUACGAGCAGAACUUCGUGUGCAAGUUCGCGCCCAAGGAGGGCUUCGUCAACUACCUCACCAGGGAGGUUUACAGCUCCUACCGCGAGCUGCGGACUCAGGGCUUUGGAGGGUCUCGGCUCCCCAAGAUCUGGGCAGGCAUAGACUUGAAGGUACAGCCCCAGGAACCUGUGGUACUGAAGGAUAUGGAGAACACAGAUUGGCAUCUGCUGCAGGGUGACCCGGACAUCAGGGUAGAGAGGAAAGAUCUGGACCAGGUGGAACUAUGGGGACUCAAGGAAGGCACCUACCUAUUCCAGCUGACUUUGGCCAGCUCAGACGAGCCAGAGAGCACAGCCAACAUCACAGUCACCGUUCUCUCCGCCAAGCAGACAGAAGAAUAUUGCCUUGUAACCAAAAAGGUGGGCCGCUGCCGUGGUUCUUUCCCCCGCUGGUACUAUGACCCCACAGAACAGAUCUGCAAGAGUUUCGUUUAUGGCGGUUGCUUGGGCAACAAGAACAAUUACCUUCGGGAGGAAGAGUGCAAGCUAGCCUGCCGCGGUGUACAAGGUGGGCCUUUGCACGGCAUCCUUGGGGCUCAGACGACUUUCCCUCAAGGUCCCUCCAAGGAAAGGCACCAUCCAGUGUGCUCUGGCACCUGUCACCCCACCGAGUUCCACUGCAGCGAUGGCUGCUGCAUCGACAGCUUUUUGGAGUGUGAUGGCACUCCCGACUGCCCCGACGCCUCCGACGAGGCCACCUGUGAAAAAUAUGCCAGUGGCUUCGAGGAGCUGCAGAACUUCCAUUUCCCCAGUGACAAAGGACACUGUGUGGACCUACCAGACACGGGCCUCUGUAAGGAGAGCAUCCCACGCUGGUACUACAACCCCUUCAGGGAACACUGUGCCCGCUUUACCUAUGGCGGUUGUUAUGGCAACAAGAACAACUUUGAGGAGGAGCAGCAGUGUCUUGAGUCCUGUCGUGGCAUCUCCAAAAAAGAUGUGUUUGGUCUGCGACGGGAAAGCCCCAUUCCCAACAUAGGCUCCGCGGAGGUGGCUGUUGCAGUGCUCCUGACCAUCUGCAUCGUGGUGGUGGUAUCCAUCCUGGGGUACUGCUUCUUCAAGAACCAGAGAAAGGGCUUCCACGGAUACCGCCACGGCCACCCCCCACCCCCUACCCCCGCCAGCUCCACAGUCUCCACCACCGAGGACACGGAGCACCUGGUCUAUAACCAUACCACCCGACCCCUCUGAGCCUGGGGCUGCCUUGGCUCUUCAGCCUGGGACUCUCACAGGCUCUCAUGGGCUCUCAUGGGCUCUCAUGGGCUUUCAUGGGCACUCACGGGCUCUCACGGGCUCUCACGAGCUCUCACUAGCUCUCACCAGCUUUCACCUGGCCCCUCUUCCUCCUUGCCAAGAAGGAGGCCUGGGCCGGGAAAGACUUUGGGACCAGACCCUUCCUCCCGUUUCUCAGGCCUCUCUGCCUCAGAGGCCAGGUCUCUAGCCCCUUUCAGCUAAGCUCAGGACACUUGUUCCUGAGAAAGCUCCAGUGCCUGAAAGGAGAGACAGCCUUUGAGUCAGGAAUAUGAUGGACCUGCUUACCUUGGAUUUCAGAGGAAGGUGGAGGUCUGUUUCCUGUUCAAAGCUGCCUGCCCCACACCGUGGCAUUGGGAAGGGGCCUGGGCAGCGACAGAAGCUGGAGGCCCCAACCCUGUCCUGCAGAGCUACCCUUCCCACUCUGCACAGUUCAGAGCGGGGUUAAGGACCUCCCUAUGUAUUUUAUGCUGUACAGAGUUGCUUUUUGUUUAUUUAAUGUCAUGGGAGUGGAUGAGAGGAGUGGAAAGUGGUUAUCUGGCCUCUGCUGCCUCUCCCCUUCCCUCAAGAAUGAGCCCCAAUUUGGCCUGACCUAGCACAUGGAACCAGAGCUGCCCCAAGCUCCCUGCACUCCCCUGGGCUCUCCGGCACCACACCCCCAGAACUCCCCCACUUCCCACAGGCUCCAGUCCACCCACAGUGUAAUAAAAUGGUUUGUUCUAUGGGGCUUCUCUCUGCUCUGUGGGCCAGGAGAGGGACAAGGGCUGCUGGGGGGAGAUGUGACCGCCUAGUCCAACCGGUUCAGGCUUUGGCCACCCUGUUUAGCAGGUUUUCCCACCCUUCCCGAAACUGCCCCAGCCCCUGAGGGUGGAGAGAAGUGCCAAGUUUGACCACCAGAGGGGAGGGUGAGAGGGCCAUGGGAGUAGGGGGCCCAACAGAAGCUACCAUGCUUCUGUGAAGUAUUUCUUGUGCUUUGAUCCAGGCAACAAGCCUGUGUAGUUGAAGAGAGGGAGGCGGGCACACUAACUCGAGCCCUGUUGCUUAUCUUCAUUCCCUUUGGUGUUGGGGCUAGGGACACAGGUCCCAUCUGGCCUAGGUCACCACUGUCUCCCCACCUACAGAAGCCUUGGCUUUACAGGAGUGUUGCUGCUUCCCAGACUCUGAACUCUUACCCAGGAGCCUUUGGUUGAGGUACUCCAUUCCCACCCACAUCCCUCCCUUUGUUUGAGCCACAUCUUGGUGCCAAAAAAUAAAAUAAAAAUCAUGU
This is a messenger RNA of Miniopterus natalensis, 2866 nucleotides long. RefSeq names its product serine peptidase inhibitor, Kunitz type 1 (gene SPINT1). Gene Ontology annotation, cellular component: plasma membrane. Gene Ontology annotation, molecular function: serine-type endopeptidase inhibitor activity; protein binding. The record is from RefSeq and is a predicted model, not a curated record. Gene Ontology annotation, biological process: extracellular matrix organization; epithelium development; epidermis development. Lineage: Eukaryota; Metazoa; Chordata; Mammalia; Chiroptera; Miniopteridae.